AAAGCUGCUGACUAUAAAGACUGCGCUCUGCGCCCGCCGGCUCGCACUGCUGAGGAGCGGAGCCUGGGGCCGGGGUCUCCUCUCCCGGGCUGACCCCCCCAACUGCGCGUCUGCACCCCACCCGGCGGCUGAUCCCCGCUGGCGCGGCGGUCUCUGCUCGGCGGAAGAAUCUCCGGUGGUCACCCAAACCCCGCGCCACAGGCUCUUUGAAUCUCGGAAUUCGGGGCGGCCCCCUCCCCCACUUCUCUCUCUGCUUCUUUGCACCCCGAUUUGUACUGCGUUUCGCUCCGGUUUGGCUGCCGUCUAUUUUUGCAUCCCUUUUCCUUUGGCUUCUAGGAGGUGGGGUGAAGCGGCACUCGUACCCCUUCCCUUUUUCAUCCUCCCCUGCUCUGACAACCCCCCCUUUUUAUCGCAGUUGGGGGGGCCUAGGAUCUGUGCAUCCCACGCCGCGUUGCCAGCAACCCGCAGCGCGUGGCCGUGCACCCCGGAAUUCGCAGCAGCUGCAUAGCUGAAGGGGGUCUCCCUCGCUCCGGCUGCCUUUGCUCCCGGAGCAUUCCGGUACGUGGGAGGGGGGCUACAGCGCACCGCACCCCAGCUUCUCCGUAGCCCCCCGCCCCGCGCGGUCCUCGUCCCCCGCCGCCAAGAUGGUCAUCCAGAAAGAGAAGAAGAGCUGCGGGCAGGUGGUUGAGGAGUGGAAGGAGUUCGUGUGGAACCCGCGGACGCACCAGUUCAUGGGCCGCACCGGGACCAGCUGGGCCUUUAUCCUCCUCUUCUACUUCGUCUUCUAUGGCUUCCUCACGGCCAUGUUCACCCUCACCAUGUGGGUGAUGCUGCAGACGGUCUCUGACCAUACCCCCAAGUACCAGGACCGACUGGCCACACCAGGCUUGAUGAUUCGCCCCAAGACUGAGAACCUUGAUGUUGUCGUCAAUGUCAGUGACACUGAAAGCUGGGACCAGCAUGUUCAGAAGCUCAACAAGUUCUUGGAGCCUUACAACGACUCCAUCCAAGCCCAAAAGAAUGAUGUCUGCCGCCCUGGGCGCUAUUACGAACAGCCAGAUAACGGAGUCCUCAACUACCCGAAACGUGCCUGCCAGUUCAACCGGACCCAGCUGGGUGACUGCUCUGGCAUCGGGGACCCCACCCACUAUGGUUAUAGCACUGGGCAGCCCUGUGUCUUCAUUAAGAUGAACCGGGUCAUCAACUUCUAUGCAGGAGCAAACCAGAGCAUGAAUGUUACCUGUGCGGGGAAGCGAGAUGAAGAUGCCGAGAAUCUGGGUAGCUUUGUCAUGUUCCCUGCCAAUGGCAACAUCGACCUCAUGUACUUCCCCUACUAUGGCAAAAAGUUCCACGUGAACUACACACAGCCCCUCGUGGCCGUGAAGUUCCUGAAUGUGACCCCCAACGUGGAGGUGAACGUGGAAUGCCGAAUCAACGCCGUCAACAUCGCCACAGAUGAUGAGCGAGACAAGUUUGCGGGCCGAGUGGCCUUCAAACUCCGCAUCAACAAAACCUGAGACCCCCCCCUUUCUCCUGUCCCCCCCCUCUUUCCUGUGGAUGCUUCUGGAAUGUCCCUUUUCCUUUACCUCUGAACCCAGCCUGAUUGAUGUCCGUUGUGAUUUCCCCACUUUCACACAUUUUCCACCAUCUUCUCCCAACCCCACUCAGUCAAAGAUAGAAAGGUGGGAUCCCAAGAUGGUCAUGUUCUGGUUCUGGUUUAGCUGUGAGUGGGGUGUCCCCACAGCUAUCCGCCUAUCCCCUGAGAGAUAUAGAAAAUGCCUCCCCAUCUUCACACGCACAUAAACGCAAUCUCAUGUCACCCCUUAGCUUCCAGACAGGAAUGGGGCACUCCACUCUCCCAGUCCUGAUGCAGCCGCUGUCACCUUCCCCUAUGUCCCACACUCCCCUACUAUAUACACUUUUGCUGUCUUGGUGGCUUUUAAUUUAUCUGGUUUCUCUGGUAGGUCUUUCUCCACCUCCUCUCCAUCCCCAUUCUCUUUUCAGGACAGUUGGCUCCGUAGUCUUUUCCCUGUUUCCUGGUACAUCCAUCCCACUUAUCAUCCUAAGGUGACAGUGUGAGCUGGGAGUGAGGGUUUGGAAGUCUGUAUUGGUCUCUCUUCCUGGUCUCUAUCGCCCAAAUAGGCACCGCUCAGAGGGGCAGGGUUGACCUAGGCUGAAUAUCCACUUUGUUUUUUGCAGAUGGCUCCCUUACCCCUGUCGGCUUUCCCAGGAUAUCCUUCAAGUUCCACUUCCCAAGAGCCCUGGGGGAGGGGCGGCCGUUUUGGAUCUGUCCCCAGUGGCCACCUUGGGAACGUCAGCAGCUCUGGGACUAUUCCACCAGCUUCCCUGGGCCCAGAUCUGCCCCCACCGUCCUCUUGCUGGUUCCUCUUAGCAAUUUAUCAACUAAUCACUAACGCCUACCGUUUCCUCUGCAUUUUAGCCUGAAACUUGCAAAUACCCCCUCCAUUUAGGCCCUGAAUUGCCUGGCUCUGUCUCCUUCAGAUCUCUUUGCAGUUUCAAACAACCCCCUAGUGCCCAUAGAAUUGUAAAAGAGGGACCUUCUGUAUUCUUGCUUUACAGAGGCCUUUUACUGUCUCCUCCAGUGCCAUUUGUUCACUUCCUCACCUCUCUAAUCUCCCCCCACCCCUUUUUUUUUUGAUGCUGCAGCCUCCACACCCCACCCACAGAUGGACCCUCCCCUUUUUUCUCUUGCUGGAUCUGUUUCUUCACUUUGGGUCCCCAUGUUUUCCUGCACUUUCUCACCCCAGUGGUCUCUCUCCGCAGUUAUUUAAUGCCUGUGUCAGAUCUACUGUAAAAAGAGAAUUAAGUACAAUAAAAUGAGAGCAAUUAUAUAUAUAAAUAUAUAUCAUACAUGGA
Myotis daubentonii (Daubenton's bat) is the source of this 2877-nucleotide messenger RNA. RefSeq names its product ATPase Na+/K+ transporting subunit beta 2 (gene ATP1B2). Gene Ontology annotation, molecular function: ATPase activator activity. Gene Ontology annotation, biological process: intracellular sodium ion homeostasis; sodium ion export across plasma membrane; intracellular potassium ion homeostasis. The record is from RefSeq and is a predicted model, not a curated record. NCBI's taxonomy places the organism in Eukaryota, Metazoa, Chordata, Mammalia, Chiroptera, Vespertilionidae. Gene Ontology annotation, cellular component: sodium:potassium-exchanging ATPase complex.